UUUCAUGCAUUGUGGCUAUUUUCGAUUCAGUUUUAUUAUUAUAUUCAGCGAACACAUUGUGACCGAAAGGGCAAUAAACGAAAUUCAUUUAUUGUCAUUUGAAAUUUGUUUUCAAUAAGUAAGAUUCAAUUUGACCUAUUUAAUUUGGAAUUUCUGUAGAGGGAAUCACAAGAUGAAGACUAUUUUAUUACUGGCACUAUUUAUCACCGUGGCACACGGAUGGAGUCUAGCUGAUCUCUUUGGGUUUGGAGUUAAACCUAUGGAAUAUUUAUAUGCAGCUCAAGAAGGCGAUUUAAGAACCGUUCAAAAGUACAUCGAAUCUAGUAAAGAUAUUAAUUUUAAAGAUGAUAAAGGACGUACUGCAUUAUCAGUCGCCAUUUACAAUGAUAAACAGUCUGUUGUCAGAGCGCUUCUAGAGCAUGGCGUAAAUAUGAGUGUUGAAUCCAAUGGUACACCUUCACCGCUUGAAAUAGCUGUUAUGCGUGAUAACGUGGCGAUUGCAAGAGAUUUGCUUGAACAUGGUAUAAAUGCCAACGAAAAAACUACAGAAUUUUCUCCCCUAACGCUUGCUGUCCUUAGAAAUGGUUCGGUGAGUAUGGUUAAAACGCUGUUGGAACACAAAUCGGAUCCCAAUUUUACAAUUAAGGGUUUUUCUCCUCUGAUAUUCGCCAUUCGAAGAGGUAAAGAGAGCAUAGCAAAACUAUUAAUUGAGAAUCAGGCCGAUGUUCAUGCCAAAACUCUAGACGGUCUCAAUGCCCUUCUUACCGCAAUUGACCUUGGCAAUGAAAAUAUAGCUCGAUCACUAAUUCAACAUGGUGCAGACGUGAAUUUUGUUGGUCCGAAAGGAUACACUCCGCUCAUGGUGGCUGCUUUGCAUGGAAAUGCUUCCAUCAUUAGAUUCCUGAUCGAAAGUGGUGCGAGAAUUUCCGAUAGAAAUGUUGAUGGUGACAGAGCAAUUGAACUAGCUCAACGAAAUGGUAUAAUACAUCGAAGUUUUUCUAAAAUAAAUCAAGUUUUUUUUAAAUUUGACUGCGAUCAACUCUAUCGUUUCAGACUUCCCCAACGUUGCCGAAUUGCUGCGAAAUUUAUCAUAGACUAAUAAACUCAAAUAAAAUAGCAGUUGCUAUUGAUUUCCAUUUUUAAAAUAGUUUCUGCAUUAAAUCUGUGUUCUUUU
Molecule: messenger RNA, 1174 nt
Organism: Contarinia nasturtii (swede midge)
Lineage: Eukaryota; Metazoa; Arthropoda; Insecta; Diptera; Cecidomyiidae
Product: ankyrin repeat domain-containing protein 50-like
Exons: 9
Coding region: 173-1099 (308 amino acids)
Molecular function (GO): protein binding
Source: RefSeq, a predicted model, not a curated record